This is a messenger RNA of Columba livia (rock pigeon), 954 nucleotides long. Its product is annotated as olfactory receptor 14J1-like. The record is from RefSeq and is a predicted model, not a curated record. The transcript has 2 exons. Bases 40 to 954 code for a protein of 304 amino acids. Gene Ontology annotation, biological process: G protein-coupled receptor signaling pathway. NCBI's taxonomy places the organism in Eukaryota, Metazoa, Chordata, Aves, Columbiformes, Columbidae. Gene Ontology annotation, molecular function: olfactory receptor activity; G protein-coupled receptor activity; odorant binding. Gene Ontology annotation, cellular component: membrane.
UGUUCUCCCUGGACAGCGCCCCAUGCCCAGGAAAAGCAAAUGUCCAACAGCAGCUCCAUCACCCAGUUCCUCCUCCUGCCGUUCACAGACACACGGGAGCUGCAGCUCUUGCACUUCUGGCUCUUCCUGGGCAUCUACCUGGCUGCCCUCCUGGGCAACGGCCUCAUCAUCACCACCAUAGCCUGGGACCAGCACCUCCACACCCCCAUGUACUUCUUCCUGCUCAACCUUGCCCUCCUCGACCUGGGCUGCAUCUCCACCAUUGUCCCCAAGUCCAUGGCCAAUUCCUUCAUGGGUACCAGGGCCAUUUCUUAUAUGGGCUGUGCUGCCCAAGUCUUUAUGUUUUCCUUUUUCAUUUCAGCAGAAUAUUCUCUCCUCACAGUCAUGUCGUACGACCGCUACAUUGCCAUCUGCAAACCCCUGCACUACGGGACCCUCCUGGGCAGCAGAGCUUGUGUUCACAUGGCAGCAGCUGCCUGGGCCACUGGGUUUCUCAAUGCUCUGCUGCACACGGCCAAUACAUUUUCACUGCCCCUGUGCAAGGGCAAUGCCCUGGGCCAGUUCUUCUGUGAAAUCCCCCAGAUCCUCAAGCUCUCCUGCUCACACUCAUACCUCAGGGAACUUGGGUUUCUUGCAGUUUGUAUAUUAGUAGUAUUUGGCUGUUUUGUGUUCAUCGUGGUGUCCUAUGUGCAGAUCUUGAGGGCCGUGCUGAGGAUCCCCUCUGAGCAGGGACAGCACAAAGCCUUUUCCACAUGCCUCCCUCACCUGGCCGUGGUCUCCCUGUUUGUCAGCACUGCCAUGUUUGCCUACCUGAAGCCCCCCUCCAUUUCUUCCCCAUCCCUGGACCUGGUGGUGUCUGUUCUGUACUCGGUGGUGCCUCCAGCAGUGAACCCCCUGAUCUACAGCAUGAGGAACCAGGAGCUCAAGGAUGCCCUGAGGAAACUCAUAUCUUAG